Messenger RNA from Cydia pomonella (codling moth), 1467 nucleotides. It is a transcript of the gene Dh31, whose product is annotated as diuretic hormone class 2. The transcript has 6 exons. Gene Ontology annotation, molecular function: diuretic hormone activity; G protein-coupled receptor binding. Gene Ontology annotation, biological process: body fluid secretion. The record is from RefSeq and is a predicted model, not a curated record. The coding region runs from base 800 to 1159 and encodes 119 amino acids. NCBI's taxonomy places the organism in Eukaryota, Metazoa, Arthropoda, Insecta, Lepidoptera, Tortricidae.
AAACUUUACUUGAUGUUGAAUAUUUUUAACCUUUAAUAUGUUCUCACUACUGAGGUGAAAAGUUGUAUGUGUCACACGAGAGCAAAGUUAUUUCCUCUCUUGUUGCACAAAUAACUAUUACAUAAUUUUCAAUCGUGGCUGAAUGCCGAAUGGGUUAAUAGUUGAAUAUAAUUGUGUCGUUUUAAGGUACCACUUUGUCGCUUGCCAUUAAGACACUUUGACAGGUUAUUCAUAAGAAGAUACAAAGAAAUUUCGUCCUUAUUGUAAGCGACAAAGUGCUACCUUUUGCUUGAUAACGACCCAGUUAUUCUAGUUCGUUUGGGGAAUACCUUGGGGGACCCCGUGUAAAGUGAGCCGAUUUGCAUAAACUACUUAUUUCCAAUAGUAUCCAAGCAUAAAAAGUGUCAACCAUCAACAACAUGUUAUUUCGAGCAUGCGCGGAUGUUUAAAAAUCCAGGUACAGGUACACCCCUUUUAAAAAACCCUUUCAAGGAGUUUAUUACAUUGCUGUGGAACUCCACACCCAAAGCAAACCGCUUUUAUUAAAAUGUAGGCGCUUCCUACAUGACUCGACGGAAACAAUAUCAGAAAUCUGUGAGUCGAUUAGUAUCGAUAAUUAGUAAUUGGUAUAGGUAUCGAUGCAAUUAGUUGUAGAGUGCCGGUUGUUAAGUAUCAACAUCACGGUUGGAUGGGCCUUGAUAAGCCAGUUGUUCUUUUAUAGGGCGCUUUGAUUUUGGUUCGGUAGUUUGGCUGGGAAGUUGAGAGCCGUUUGAUUGGCAGGACGUUUGAGAGAGACAUAAUGGUUCGAGCAAGCUGCGUCCUGGCGAGCUGCGCGCUGGUGGGGCUGCUCCUGGCGGUGCCGGCGGCGUCUUACCCCAGGUAUCAAAACAACUACUACCGCAACGACGGACCCUACGACCCUGAGGAGAUCAUGGACAUGCUGAACCGCCUCGGAAACCUCAUCCAGAUGGAACGCAAAAUGGAGAACUUCAAAGACGACAUUACUAGUUAUAAAGAUGACAUUACUAGCGAGAAACGCGCCAUAGACCUGGGUCUCAGCCGCGGCUACUCCGGCGCCAUGCAAGCCAAGCACCUGCUCGGCCUCGCGGCGGCCAACUACGAGGGCGGCCCUGGCCGGAGGCGGCGAGACGCGCACUAGACGGAGGCCUAGAGGCCCGCUACGGAAGACCUCGUGUGACGCGCUGCUUGUUUACCUAGUCUACAAAUUUUAAUUUAAUUCCUCUGAGACCAUAGCCAAAUUAUGUGCCAAUUAAUAAAAGGAGUUGAAAGGUACAUUCACACCGCAGUUUACUUUUGUGGAGCAACACAAUACUAUUAGGUACCUUACAUAGUUACUUACUGUUAUAAGUGUUACACGGGGUUGCUUUACAGUUACUCCAAAAGUUAACUGGGGUAUUGAUGCACCUAAGAAAUAAAAAUAUAUCGGGAUGACAGACGCGACGAAUA